Messenger RNA from Pyricularia pennisetigena, 960 nucleotides. RefSeq lists its product as uncharacterized. The record is from RefSeq and is a predicted model, not a curated record. Gene Ontology annotation, molecular function: NAD+ binding; oxidoreductase activity, acting on the CH-OH group of donors, NAD or NADP as acceptor. The transcript has 3 exons. Gene Ontology annotation, biological process: fatty acid metabolic process. Lineage: Eukaryota; Fungi; Ascomycota; Sordariomycetes; Magnaporthales; Pyriculariaceae. Bases 1 to 960 code for a protein of 319 amino acids.
AUGUCGACUUUGUUCGUGGCAAAGAGGCAGGCCGCCAGGGCGGCAUCUCAGUUGAGAUGUUUUAGCUCUACACCCUCGCGCGGAGCUGCAGAGGUCAAGAAGCUCGGAGUUCUGGGCGCCGGACAGAUGGGACUGGGGAUCGCCCUUGUGGCUGCAAGAGUUGCACAGGUUCCCGUUACGCUCGUUGAUCCGAGUCAAGGAGCAUUGGAUAAGGGGCUAUCACUGGCGGACAAGCUCCUCUCUAAGGACAUUCAAAAGUCACGCAUCAGCCAGGAGGAUGCCGACGCCACCCGUGGGCGUCUCAGCCCUACCACGUCCAUGGACUCCCUGGCCGAUGUGGACUUUGUGAUUGAGGCUGUACCCGAGAUCCCGGACCUCAAGUACGAGAUAUUCGGCAAGCUGGCGCAGAUCUGCCCCAAGCACGCCAUCCUGGCGACCAACACGUCGUCGAUCUCCAUCACGCGCAUCGCGGCGGCCACUACCAAGGACGCGACGGACCUGUCGGCCAGCUCACGGGUGGUGUCGACGCACUUUAUGAACCCGGUGCCCGUCAUGAAGGGUGUCGAGAUCAUCAGCGGCCUGCAGACGAGCCAGGAGACGCUGGACGCUGCCGUGGCCUUUUGCAAGGCCAUGGGCAAGGUCCCCUCGACGUCGGCCGACUCCCCCGGCUUCCUGGCAAACCGCAUCCUGAUGCCGUACAUCAACGAGGCCAUAAUCUGCCUCGAGACAAAGGUCGGCGACCGCGACUCGAUCGACGCCAUCAUGAAGACGGGCACCAACGUGCCCAUGGGCCCGCUCCAGCUGGCCGACUUCAUCGGGCUCGACACGUGCCUCGCCAUCAUGAAGGUGCUGCACACGGAGACGGGCGACUCAAAGUACCGGCCCAGCGUGCUGCUGCAGAAGAUGGUGGACGCUGGGUGGCUUGGCAAGAAGAGCGGCAAGGGUUUUUAUGAUUACUAG